This is a messenger RNA of Argentina anserina (silverweed cinquefoil), 607 nucleotides long. RefSeq lists its product as uncharacterized. Gene Ontology annotation, molecular function: nucleoside triphosphate diphosphatase activity. The transcript is spliced from 2 exons. Gene Ontology annotation, biological process: nucleoside triphosphate catabolic process. Bases 36 to 422 code for a protein of 128 amino acids. The record is from RefSeq and is a predicted model, not a curated record. Lineage: Eukaryota; Viridiplantae; Streptophyta; Magnoliopsida; Rosales; Rosaceae.
GUAGGAAAGAGAGCUAGGAGUAGAACAUAGAGAUCAUGGAGAGCUCUUUUGAGUUUCCAAGAGAUGAAAACAAAGAUGUUUCACUUCAAGAACUGCGAGACAGGCUUGCUGAGUUUGCUCAAGUUAGGGGUUGGGAACAAUACCACAGUCCUAGAAAUCUCCUUCUCGCACUAGUUGCAGAGGUUGGAGAGCUGUCGGAGAUUUUCCAGUGGAAGGGUGAAGUUGCAAGAGGACUACCAAACUGGAGCUCUGAUGACAAAGAGCAUUUAGGAGAGGAGAUCUCUGAUGUGCUGCUCUAUUUGAUCCAGCUUGCCGAUGUUUGCGGCCUUGAUCUUGGACAAGCAGCACUCAGUAAGAUUGUCAAAAAUGCUAGGAAGUACCCAAUUCCUAACCAAACACCAGCUGAAGCUUCAACAAAUUAGCUAGCCAUUUUUCAUGUAAUAACCAACUAGCUAGCUUUCAAGAACCAGAUUACCUUUUCAAUUCUGUGUAUUUUGAAUCUUUAUUUGGAAAAUCUAUGUAAUGUGCUUCUUGUUUGAGAAAUGAGAAUAAGCUGGAGUAUGUUUUAGUGUUAUCUGGUAACUAGAAACUAGGCCAUUGCUUUGAA